Blastocystis hominis is the source of this 1038-nucleotide messenger RNA. RefSeq lists its product as hypothetical. The record is from RefSeq and is a predicted model, not a curated record. Gene Ontology annotation, cellular component: cytoplasmic vesicle. The transcript has 10 exons. The coding region runs from base 1 to 1038 and encodes 345 amino acids. Lineage: Eukaryota; Bigyra; Opalinata; Blastocystidae. Gene Ontology annotation, biological process: regulation of Rab protein signal transduction.
AUGAGUGUAACAGUUCCUCCGACAGAGGAAAAUAUUGGGCGAUCAAAUCCUCCGAUCGUCAGGAUCAUGCAAAACACCGAUUUCCAGAGAAUUCGCAAUACGUCGUGGAUGUUAUUGUUUUGCUAUCUAGUGCUGUAUUCCAGGAGGAGUAAAAAUCAAGUAUGUUCGCAGGGAACAGCUGAUCGUUCGCGUAGUUAUGGAACAUCCCUUUUCUACUACGAAAAGAUGAAGAUAGAUGGAGAGUGCAAGAAAGACAAGAAAGGGAGACAGCUUUAUGUGCCCCGCGCCUUAUGUAUUUUAUCCCAUCAACCCUUUUUUACUGCCUUCAACGUUUUUCUUCGGGAAUUAUAUCGAAAUGCCAUCCUCGAUUCAGAAGACCAAUUUGCAGACGAAAACGAUUCGAUUCCGCGAGUUGAAUCCUUUGAAGCAUUGUUGCGAAAGGGUUCCCUUUACGACACCCUUCUUGACGACAGCAUGGCACUCCUUCCCCUGGAAAAACACAUUCAGCAUUUCAUCGACUUUUGUCCCUCUCUGGAUCCAGGCUUUUUGAUUCACCUCCCGGUGUUUCAGAAGAUUUAUACGAUUCGAAUUCCUCCUCUGACGCGCCUCCCCUACACCGACAAGCUGUGUUUCAAGUGUCUUUUCACUUCUCUUUCUCCCAAAAACAUCGUGAAAGUCUACGCAGCGAUCCUCCAGGAGCAGCGCGUCCUCUUCGUUUCCGAGCAGAUGGACUCCUUAACCCUCUGCGCUCAAGCGUUCAAUAGUUUGCUCUAUCCUUUCCGCUGGUUCCAUCCGUUCAUUCCCAUUCUUCCCUUCGCUGUAACCGAAACGAUCUCUGCGUCGUUUCCUUACAUUUUCGGAGUCACGACCAAUCAGUUCGAGACGGAAGAUUGCCAGAACAAUCUGGACGGCGUGAUUGUCGUGUAUCUGGACUACGAUAAAGUGGUGGUUCCCAAAUCGUGCCAUCUUGUGGAAUUCCGAAAAAGCUUCGUCAAGAAAGUAGUGACUCAGAUGGAGAACACGUGUUCUUUAUUGUGA